This is a messenger RNA of Kwoniella botswanensis, 3369 nucleotides long. RefSeq lists its product as uncharacterized. The transcript has a single exon. Gene Ontology annotation, cellular component: membrane. The record is from RefSeq and is a predicted model, not a curated record. The coding region runs from base 1 to 3369 and encodes 1122 amino acids. Gene Ontology annotation, molecular function: calcium ion binding. Lineage: Eukaryota; Fungi; Basidiomycota; Tremellomycetes; Tremellales; Cryptococcaceae.
AUGGCUCUCUCAGCUAUAAUAACGUUACUACUAUUUGUCCCUUCUCUCAUCUUGGCAGCUUCGAUAGGCGGCCUGAGCAUCUCUCACCCGCUAUCCCAGCAAUUCCCACCAGUUGCCCGAGUGGAUCAACCUUUCCAAUGGACCUUCUCAGACGAUACAUUCUCACCCUCCUCUUCUCUCACAUACACUGCAUUCAACUUACCUCCAUGGUUAUCUUUCACCGGCAGUACAAGGACAUUUCAAGGUAAUCCCACUUCUGACGAUGUAGGCAAUCGCCUCGUUCAGAUAACAGCCACUACCAGAGAUGGUCAAUCUACUAUAUCGGAUCAUAUCAAUUUCAUCGUAUCUGAUCAUUCUGGUAAUUUGACUUUGGGACGUUCGAUAGAAGAUCAAUUGAAUUCACCGGAUUCAACCUCUAUCACAUCUACCUAUCCUUAUGGGCAAUCUUCAAUCUACUAUCCCGGUGUGAGAGUUCCGCCCAAUUGGUCUUUCUCACUUGGAUUCACCCCUUCGACCUUUUUAGCACCUAGCAGGGUAUAUUAUUCCGCCUCAUUGAAAGAUGGAUCACCGUUACCUACUUGGUUGAUAUUCAAUAAUCAGACUGUUACCUUUGACGGCAUCACCGUCCCAUCAGCUGAUACCAUCAGAGAGGUAUACGAAGUGAUUUUAUCCGGAUCAGACGUUUAUGGAUAUUCGGAUAUCCAACAGAGUUUCACAAUUGUCGUUUCGGCUCAUGAGCUCGUAGCGCUCGGACCAAUGGUAGUGAAUUUGACGACUGGAUACGCGAAUGAUAUUAGUUUAAAAGGACUGUUGAAAUCUGGGUUGAGUAUUGAUGGACAGGACGCAAUCAAUAUUAGUGAUCUCACAAGUGCGACUUUGGAUACUUCUUCACUUGGAUGGCCGACUUACAGCUCUGGAAAUAUGAGUAUAUCAGGUAAUCCACCGUCAGACCAGCAGAAUGUCGAAUUGCCCUUGAACGUAGUAGACAAAUAUGGUGAUACGCUCAAUACUACACUCAAAAUGGCUUUUUACCCAUCCUUAUUCGCUUCUGACAAAAUUCAACAACCCCAGAUUCUAGAGAUUGGCAAAUCCAAUGCAAUCACUUUAGCUCAAUUUCUCAAGAAUUCAACCACCUCAACGAGCAAUAUCAAUAUGACAGCUUCUUUCAAUCCUAAAGAAGCCUCUUCUUGGCUUUCACUCUCAACCGAUCAAUGGACUUUAUUAGGAAACCCAACGGAAGAUACAGAUUAUGAUUCAGUUACAGUCGCUCUUCGUGCUCAAGAUUUAAGUACCAACGCAUAUUCCAAAUCGAUCUUAACACUUUCAUUAAUGUCAGAUAACUCUACAAUCACCCAUCAACAUCCCCAUAUGCAUUCUCACGGGUUGGCAAAAGGGACGAAAGUCGCUAUUGCCAUCGUAUGUUCUCUGGUGGGUAUUUUACUCCUGCUUUUCAUGUUGGUGCAACUACGACGUAGAAGAACUUCAGCUAGGACUAGAGAGAAGGGGCUGGACCGAUAUCGUUCUCCAACGAUGGAAGAGGAGGGUAAAUGGUCUUACGAAGCUGCUGAGACACCGGCAUUGGAAUACGUAGAGAAGAUGGGUGGCGAUCCAGCGACCACACAGAUGCUAGUUUUGGGAAUAAUUGAUGGAAGCUCAUCCGAGACCGUCGUUGCCACAGGAGGAGAACAUGGUAUGGUACCUCAUUUAAGAAUGGGAAGCAAUACUUCAACAGGAAGUAAGAUCAAAAAAUUAUUUUUGACCAAUCCUUUCUCUGGCAAAUCAUCCAAAUCCAAGAUGAUACCUAAGAUAUCCAAUCCUAUCAUCAUGCCUAGUUUGAGUAACGCCGCUUUCCAAGCUCAACUUGCUGCUGCAGUAGACAAAGCCGGUAUAGUCAAUCGGAAUAGAUCUUCAACCUACUCUCACUCAGCUUCCGAAUCCGGAGGUGAAUUCGCAGCUACCCCAUCGUACAUAUCUGGAAGUCAAAUAGAUAGAUCACAAAAUAGUUCAAAGUUAUCUCAACGAUCUGAUGUAUCGUUAGAUAGAUCAACGGUAUUGACGCAAGAUUCCGAUUCGAGGUUCGGAGGACAUAGCGCCGGAAGUAGAACAGUCCAAAGUCAGACUCAGAGUUCAAGGGCUAGUUGGGAAUCUGAACCUCCCUUUGUGUGGACCACGGGUGAUACACCUGGUCCAGAUGCCGAUGGAAGUAUUAGAACUUCUUCGAAUAGGAGUUCCUCAGGUACCCAUCAUUCAACGAUGACCACUACGACUAUUGAUCCGAACGCUCCGACUCAAAGAGCAGAUUUCAAGGUGAAUAAAACGAAUAUACCUAUAUCGUCAUUUUCCAAAUCAACUUCUACUUCUUCAGGUGUAUCGUCCAUGUCUAAGAAGAUUCUCAUAAGAGAUAUGAUGGACAGGGACAGGGCAAGAGCAGGAUCGCCUAUUGGAUCAAUCAAUUCAGAAAACGAAGGAAUCAGUAUAGAUAAUAUACAUUUCCCUACUGAUUCGGAUCUCGCCCAUACGGAGACUUCUUCCCUUUCCGGAGAUUAUGAUCCGAACAACGGAGUGAUCAUCCAGACUGCCUCUAGGAUCGAUGCGAGAAGGACGUUGGAUUCACCAGCUACGGAAAGUCUGGCAAGUAGUAGAGGUAGUGGGAAUCAUACCGAACGGGGCGUCAGUCCAGUGAUGACUACUCAUUCUAGGCUGGUCAGUUUUGGGAAACAGAAGAAAGUCGAGGUGGUCUCGGAACAUGAUAAUGGUGGAAACAACAGACACAGUAUGAGCCACCAAGCUGUAAUUGAGGCUGCAAGUACCACCACCAGCAUAGGAUUGGGUAUAGGUAUGGGUAUACAAUCACAAGCUAGUCCAAUACCUCUGCCACCUACUAAAGCUAUCACUGUCACUCGGACCACUCCGACUCCACCAAGUAGUCUUCCUUCCUUACCUGCUUUACCAACUUUGCCAUCCAGUACAUCCACGGCGUCCAAGGGAUCACAAAAGAAAGCUAAAGCGCGUCCGACAAUUACUGCUUCGCCGCAAAGGAUCUUGCUGGGCGUAUCAGAACCAUUCCAUUUCUACCCUCCUCUGUCCAUCACCCCAUCCAAUUCUAACUCUUCCAACCAAAGCUCAUCUACAGCCGGUGAGGGUCAAGCGGAGUAUCUGGCCUUUGUAGAGAAACCACUACCCAGUCUCAAGAAAGGUGGUAGUAUCAUUAUCAAGUUGACGGAGCUGCCUGACUGGCUGCACUUCGAGGAUGGCGAAUUAUGGGGCGUGCCCCGCCAACAGGACAGGGGUGAGGUGCAUGUUAGGAUCGUAGAGAGGAAGGGAGGGGAUGAUAGGGUAGUAGGAAGGUUCUCUUUAGAGGUGAGUUGA